Molecule: messenger RNA, 1625 nt
Organism: Panicum hallii
Lineage: Eukaryota; Viridiplantae; Streptophyta; Magnoliopsida; Poales; Poaceae
Exons: 8
Coding region: 69-1367 (432 amino acids)
Source: RefSeq, a predicted model, not a curated record
UCCUGGGAAAUCCCAGUGGGAGGGGUCUCGCCGCUCUCCCCCCCUCUUGCGCUGCUUUCCCGUGCGCUAUGCGGGGCCGCGGGUACGACAUCGGUGCCGGCUUCCUCGGCGACGACGUCGACCCGGAGGUCAUCACCGGCGACGAUGACGGUCGCCGGGAGGACAGCCUCGUCGCCGCCGACUCCAGCUCCGUGGAUUGCAUGCAUGGAUCAUAUAGCAGCUCUUUGAGCCUCCAUGGUGUCAGAGUUGACGAUGAACAAUCGGCUCUUGAUAACAGCAGCAGGCCCCCUAGUCCUUUUGAUAUCCUGACUCCUCAAGAUGUUCUCCCUAUUGAAAUGGCAAGGUCUAGGUUCUUGGACCUCAUUGUUGAUUAUUUUAUAAGUGAGCAUGUUGUUGAGAUGGUGGAAUGCUCUGGCUUGGAAUGUAUCCAGGUGGAUGAUAGAUCAAGCAAAAGAAAGCAACAGGGGGUUCGAUAUGAGGGUGACCCUAGGCUUUCUUUGCCAUUGAUGUAUAUAGCAAACUUGUACGAAACCUUGGUAAGUGAUGUCAAUGUGCGUCUUGCGUCGUUGAUUGGGUUCCGUGAGAAGACUAUAGGGCUAGCUCUUGAAGCUUCCGGUGGCUUGUACAGGAAACUGACUCAAAAGUUCCCAAAGAAAGGCCCUUGCAGCUUCAAGAGGAGGGAGUUAGCAACUUCACAUGCAACUAGGACAAAGUUUCCUGAACUUGUGAUACAAGAAGAAAAAAGAGUUCGUUUUGUUGUAAUUAACGGACUGGCAAUCAUAGAGAGACCAGACAAUAUGAGAAUGGAGGAUGCAGAAUGGUUCAAAAGAUUGACUGGUCGAAGUGAAGUUGCUAUUUCUUCAAGAGAUUAUAAAUUCUAUUCACCCCGUCAUAAGUUCAGGCGCUCUCCGCAGGCAGCAUUUGACAUCCCUGAGACAAGUGCUUUGGCAGAGGAUGAGAACUCACCGUUGGUUUGUUCUUCAGGAUUCCGCCCACCAAAUGAGAUACAAGAUCAGCAUCAGUCAACUUCAAAGAGACAUAUUGAACAGCUAGAAAGUCAACCUUAUUUACACCUUUUCCAUCAAGCAGAGGAUGAUACCAUUCAGCAAGUUCAACAUUGCACCCAGUUCCCUCCCAUUCAUCAAUGUACAAGCGCCCCACAUCUAUCAGAUAACCUCCAACACCAGCAGCAGGCUUAUUUAUCUCAGCAUACAUCUUGCUUGCAAGUUGGACAAGGUCAUCUUGGAGGACGCAUGCAUAUAACUCCAACCAGCCCUGCGAAGUUCUGUGAUGAGUGUGGUUCCCCAUAUUUAAGGGCAACAUCGAAAUUCUGCUCAGAAUGUGGCACCAAGAGGCUAGGGAUGUGACUGCCUUGAUCAAUCAAUGUGUAUAUAGAUCUGUUAGUGUUGUAUUCUAUGUUUGAUGAAGUUAGUGCAUCUUUGAAGUUCUUCUGUAGGAGGCCUAUCUUUGAGAUGACUUAAGAGACACUGAUUAUUUUCACGAAUGACUCGAGAGACAGUGGGUUGUUUGGUUCUCCACCUUUUAAUCUUAACUGUGCGUCGAUGUUGAUGACACCAGCUCUUCUCUUGAUGGAGACUUUUGGAAGAGAGUCGUGUCGUGUGCAA